CGACAUGGUAAGAUGCUUGCCAGGUUUCAACAUUGAUUGGCACACGGACCGAAGCAUCCCGGAGCGGGGGAACCAACAACGUCGAUAUUUGAAUUCAUCCUGCUAGAAACAAGCCCUGAAUAUCAUCAAACACCAACCAAAUGUCUAGAGAAAGUUUAGAGAAGCCAAUUGCCGGCUCAGAGAACGGCGAAUCAUGGACGGUCGAGAAAGCCUUGAGUCACAAUGACCUAGUUAAUAUAUCAGAUUCCCCUAUCUCCUUUUUCCAUCUUCUUGGCGCCCUCAAGACAACAAAGCGCGAAGGCUGGAAGAGACACGGAAUCAAGUAGGUUGCACGCUAUUUCUGAGUAUCGUUUACCGAUGGGCUCACAAGUUAACAGUCCCGAGUCGGUUGCAGAUCAUUCUUAUCGAAUGGGCAUGGUAGCAAUGUUUGCACCCCAGGAACUUGACCAAGCCAAGUGCAUGAAGAUGUGCCUUGUUCACGACAUUGCGGAAUCUGUCGUGGGCGAUAUUACCCCUUUCAGUGGCGUCUCCAGGACUGAAAAGGGUAGAAGAGAGGCCUCAACCAUCGCGUACAUUUCUAAUCGAUGGUCUGGACCAUACACUGCCGAGAUUGAAAAGCUUUGGCAUGAAUUCGAAGCUGGUGAAACUCCGGAGGCUCAGUUUGCCCAGGACAUUGACAAAAUCGAGCUCCUUUUACAAGCAGUGGAGUACGAAAGGGAGAGUAAGAAAGAAAAAGAUCUGGGCGAGUUCAUGGGAGUUGCCCGGAAGUUACGAACUGAAGCUGGAAAGGCAUGGGCAAAUGAAAUACUGGGGGAUAGGGAGAGGUUUUGGCAGGGUCGACAACACUUGAGGGGAGAACAUGCCCAGCAGGGAGGGCUAUCUGAAGAGAUGACAAAGGCCCAUGAUGCAUACUAUGGAUAGCUCGGAAAUCAGUUCCAUGAUUUUUACAUUUAUCAGUUGUUGAAUUUUCUUUCGUUGAUAAAUUUUAGUGGCUGGGAUACGGAUGCUGAUGAAAGCAUCCUGACUUGUUCACGUACUCCACAAGAAAUAGGAGCAAAUUGUAUCCGGCACAACCUUUGAAUCCCAGUCAUUUGAGACUCCAUUGUUACGGAAGUGUUUUCCAACGAUGUUAGCUUAGGGCGAAACACGCAUACCGUAUAAUUUAAACAACACACGUCGAAUGGUUCAGCUGGAGCUGCAAACAGCUUCUUUCCGGUGUGAAUAUAGCACCGAACAGG
Molecule: messenger RNA, 1238 nt
Organism: Fusarium odoratissimum NRRL 54006
Lineage: Eukaryota; Fungi; Ascomycota; Sordariomycetes; Hypocreales; Nectriaceae
Exons: 2
Coding region: 358-921 (187 amino acids)
Cellular component (GO): cytoplasm
Molecular function (GO): 5'-deoxynucleotidase activity
Source: RefSeq, a predicted model, not a curated record